This is a messenger RNA of Tachysurus fulvidraco (yellow catfish), 1848 nucleotides long. RefSeq names its product RCC1 like (gene rcc1l). The transcript has 11 exons. The record is from RefSeq and is a predicted model, not a curated record. NCBI's taxonomy places the organism in Eukaryota, Metazoa, Chordata, Actinopteri, Siluriformes, Bagridae. Bases 244 to 1593 code for a protein of 449 amino acids.
GGCAGCCUCCUGUGAGAGAGCAUGACUCAAAAUAUAGUACCAGUAAACAGUAUAAACUUAUACUAAUAUAUUAUUAAGGGUUAUGAAAAGAAUAAAUAUAUAUAGCGAUAUCGUUGAUGAGCACAAGAUGUCAACUUUUAUUUAUAUAAUGUAACAUUACUAAGCUAUUAUUAGUAUUAUUAUAAUAAUAUAGACCUAUAGAUAGAUACUCCAUGUAGCUUGCUAGCUCUGGUGAAUAUCGCCAUGGCGUUCAUUUGUUCUCGUUUUCGUGUUCGAUCGGGAGUUGUUUUGAGCUACCGUUUAUUUUCCUCUGUAGCGAAAAGCAGAGACAGAGAAGCCCGAGACGAAGUGCCCGUGUUCCGCUAUGUGGGAGAACGCAGGAAGCCCAGUGAGAAAGUGUUCGUGUGGGGCUUCAGCUACACCGGAGCGCUCGGCAUUCCCAGUUUUGUGGUUCCCGACAGCGGCAGGAAAAAGCCGAGAAAAUACCAACUGACCCCUUACCGCCUCGACACGGAGCAAAAGAUCUCUUCAGCAGCCUGUGGUUAUGGCUUCACAUUAUUGGCAUCGAAAACCAAAGACAUCACCAAAGUGUGGGGUAUGGGCCUCAACAAAGAUUCCCAGCUGGGCUUCCAACGCACCCAACACGACCGGCAUAAAAGUUAUGAAUAUGUCCUGGAGCCAUCUGCUGUGUCUCUGCCGCUGGAGAACCCUCAGGAGACACGCGUCCUCCAGGUUUCUUGUGGUCGAGCUCACUCUUUAGUGCUCACAGACUCUGAAGGAGUGUUCAGCAUGGGUAAUAAUGCCUAUGGCCAGUGCGGAAGGAAAAUUAUUGAGGAUGAAGUUUACAGUGCCAGCCAUGUCGUCCACAAGAUAGAGGGAUUUGAUAGUCGAGUUAUUCAGGUGGUGUGUGGGCAGGACCACAGUUUAUUUCUGAAUGAAUCAGGAUCUGUGUAUGCUUGUGGCUGGGGGGCAGAUGGACAGACAGGUCUCGGCCAUCAUAACAAGUCUGCGUUACCUGUCCGAGUCGGUGGUGACCUGGAAGGGGUCAGAGUUCAGCAGGUGACCACGUAUGGAGAUUGCAGCCUGGCCGUGUCCGAAGAAGGUCAUGUAUUUGGCUGGGGCAACUCAGAGUACCGACAACUCGCCUCCGUCACAGACACCACACAGGUCAGCUCUCCACGUCUGCUUCCUCUGAAAGGAGUAGGUAAGGUGACACAGGCAGCAUGUGGAGGAACACAGGUCGCUGUACUCAACGAGGAUGGAGAAGUGUUUGUGUGGGGAUAUGGAAUCCUGGGAAAAGGGCCUAAUCUCUCUGAAGCAGAGACCCCAGAGAAAGUGCCGUCGACACUUUUUGGAAAAUCUGAAUUCAACCCAAUGGUUAAAGUGUCUCACAUCCGCUGUGGCCUCAACCACUUUGCAGCCAUCACAGAUUGCGGUGAGCUGUUUGUCUGGGGCAAGAACGUGCGAGGAUGUCUUGGCAUCGGGAAACGGGACGAUCAGUAUUUUCCAUGGCGGGUGACUGUACCAGGUCACGUGGUGGACGUCGCAUGUGGCGUGGAUCAUAUGGUUGCGCUGGUCAAGUCUCUCAUUUGAGCUGAAGCUGUGGAGGACCUCACACCGCUUCCUGUUUAGAAACUUGCUCUAAGUCUUCCCACUUCAACUAAGAUUUAUUGUGAGUAGGACAAACGACACCUCACGGAUUUGAAAAAACCAAGACGCCUGGAAAUCUGUUUGCAUUCAGUAAUAACGUUAAACUGCUUAUGCACCUGAGUAUCUCCUGUACGAGCAAAACCAGGCUGGAAGUUUUUUUUUGUUAAGACACUUUAUUAUUGUAUUUUUUGGAGUGAG